This is a messenger RNA of Dothidotthia symphoricarpi CBS 119687, 1148 nucleotides long. Its product is annotated as phosphoglycerate mutase-like protein. The coding region runs from base 238 to 975 and encodes 245 amino acids. The record is from RefSeq and is a predicted model, not a curated record. The transcript has 5 exons. Gene Ontology annotation, cellular component: cytoplasm. Gene Ontology annotation, molecular function: phosphatase activity. Lineage: Eukaryota; Fungi; Ascomycota; Dothideomycetes; Pleosporales; Dothidotthiaceae.
GCACAGUCUGAUAAGAAGAGCUAUAGCUCUCUCAGUGGUUACUCUAGUACUGAGACAACUUAACGCUAACCAUUUACAGUUCGGACGGAUUCGAAGGCCGCUUGGACGGAGCCCCUUGCAUAUCUUCUCUCGGCUAGAGAACUGCGGCCUGCUAACCAUGACAUAGUAAUGCUCACUACACAACCGCCCGUUGUGCACACCCCAGAAUCGACCUAGGCUCAUCCCGCAACACACCUCAUGCCUCCUCGUCUCUAUCUAGUUCGACACGCGGAAGGCCAUCACAAUGUACAUCAUGCUGUUCACAUCAGGGAUGCUACCCUCACUGAAGAGGGCAAAGCUCAGUGUCGCCAACUGCACGACACCUUUGCUUAUCGUGAGAUCAUCGAUCUCGUCUUGUCAUCGCCUCUUCGCCGUGCAAUCCAGACUACUGUCCUCAGCUUUGGGCCAACGCUGUCUCGCAAGAAGGUGCCUUAUCUUCUUCUUCCUGAAGCUCAGGAAGUGAGCGGUUUCACCUGCGAUGUCGGCCAUACCAAACAGGAGCUCCUUCAGGAUCUUCCCGACCUCUUUGCCAACGAGCCUCUGCAAUUUGAUCGGGAGAAGAUCAACUUGGAUGCUGUGAAGGAGGGUUGGAACUCUAAGACGAGAUACUGGGCUCCUGACAAGAUCAGGGUCCAACAACGCGCUGCUGAUUUGAGGACCUGGCUCUACCUGCGCUCCGAAGCUCAUAUUCUUCUUGUCACGCAUGGCGCAUUUCUGCACUAUCUGACCGAAGACUGGACCGGAGAUGAUCCUGCUCGAGGGACCGCAUAUUCAAACUGCGAGGUCCGUGUGUUUGACUCCACAUCAACAUCUUCCAAGAAAAACGCGCAUAUUGUUGAAAUCCCGCAGACCCGAGAUGCGCGACCUGCUGGUAUCUCGAAUCAGGAUCCGCACGUCCAGUCAGAAAUCAAAUCCGUAGAACUGAGAGAGCUAUAGCUGCAUAAUAACAGGCGUUUAUACUUGGCUUAAAUUUACAAGUUUCGUCAUUAUAUCCGUGCGCUAAAGCGUGUUAGUUUCAAAUUGGCAUAGAUUAUUCUAGUUAUAGUUAUGAGCGUAUAAAUCAUAGCAAACACAACCCCAUGCCCAUUGUCCUCAACUUUAUAAAUACG